AUGGACAAUGAAUGGUUGAACUCCUACGAAUUUUCAAGAAUGUUGGAAUUUAAAUAUGAUUCUACCAUCUCUUUAGAAGAAUUACAAAUUUUCAAGAAUGUUGAACUCUUACGAUUGGCCGAAUUUUCAGAUGAUGAUAACAAUCUCACGCCACUUUUUAAUGAAAAGGUUAUUUUCUCCAAUUUGGUGGCCUUGAAACUUGAAGUUACUAGUUCUAGAAAGAUUUGGGACAGCCAAUGUCCAACAUUCAUGUCUUCCUUGACAAGCUUGACCUUGACGAGAUGUAGAAAGAUAAAAUAUGCGUUUUCAUUUUGCAUUGCCAAAAGCCUCAAGACUCUACAACACCUUGAGAUAAGUCAUUGUGAGGUUUUAGAUGAGAUUGUUGCAGAAGAAGAAGCAGCGAAAGAAGUUGUUAAUUUUGCCUUUCCAAGGAUAACCUUUUUGAUGCUUGAAGAUUUACCAAAACUUGCAACUUUUUGUCAUGGAAUAGAUACUUGGGAAUUGCCAAUGUUAAAAAGGUUAAAGGUGACAGAAUGUGAAAAAUUCACUUCAAAAUAUCUAACCUUCCAUGAAAGUUCAUUUCAUAAACCCCUCUGCUUGGACAAUAAGAUCAACUCUAAUUUGGAGGAUUUGUAUUUAAAGAGUAAGUUUAGGCGUAUUAGUUGGCAGAGUCGAUUUAAAACUCUUAAGAUCAUAUUUGAUCGGUUAGCAAAUAUUCCACUUGGGCUCCUCCACAGAUUUGAAAAUCUGGAAAAGCUUCAAUUAUAUUAUUGUGGAUACAAAGAAAUGUUCUUAUGUGGAAAGGAUGAGAAACAUAUGCAGAUCACUCUAGGACCAUCCUUAGCUUUUUUCCAGAAUCUUCAAGUUUUGAAUGUACGUCAGUGUAAAAAGUUGAUGAAGUUAAUGACACCUGCAAUGCCUAGGAGCUUGGUGCAGUUGAGAGAAUUGAGCGUAAAGGGAUGUGAAAUGGUGAUAGAAAUAGUAGAAAAUGAGGGAGAUGCAACAAGAAGUACUGAAAUUGUUUUUGAUAAUUUGAAGAAGUUGUCACUUGAAUACUUAAAAAGUCUCAUAUGCUUCUGCUCUGGGAAUUAUUCUUUCAAUUUCCCAUCUUUGGAAAAGUUAAUUAUAAGAGAAUGCCCCAAUGUCUUAUGCUUCUGCUUUGGGAAUCAUUAUUUCAAUUUCCCAUCUUUGGAAAAGUUAAUUAUAAGAGAAUGCCUCAAUAUGAAGACUUUCUCUCGAGGAAUCUUAAGCACACCAAAGUUACACAAAGUCAGUUAUGAGAGCUUCAACGAGACUAACAGGAAAUGGGAGAAAAUAAAGGAAGUAGAGAAUGAGAGGAAUGAUCUUAAUAAAACAAUACAUGGAGCAUACAAAGAACAUCUUCAAAAUCUACCAGAACUUGCAACUUUCUAUCUUGGAAUACAUACUUCUAAAUGGCCAAUGUUAAAAGAAUUGGUGGUGAGAGACUGUGAGAAGUUCACUUCAAAACAUAUGAGCUUCCAAGAAGAUGGUAAGGAGGGUGAACUUCAUAUUUCUGAGCCAAAAUCUCUCUUCUUGGACGAUAAGAUCAAUCAAGAUUUGGAGGUAUUUGAAUUAAGGAACGGUGGGAAAGGGAUUAGAUGGUGGAGUCAAUCUAAAGCUCUUCAUAUCUCAUAUGAUAACUCAACAAAUAUUCCACUUGGGGUCCUUCAAAGAUUUGAAAAACUCAAAGAGCUCAAACUAUUUUGUUGUGAUCAAUACAAAGAACUAUUCUUUCCAAGUCUUCCAAAUCUUGAAGUUCUAGAUUUACAGAGUUGUAGCAAAUAUAUGAGUCUAGUGCCAUCCUCAGCUUCUUUCCAGAAUCUUGAAGUUAUAAGAGUUGACUAUUGCAAUGGGUUUAUGAAGUUAAUAACACCUUCAACAGCUAGAAAUUUGGUGCAACUGAGAGAAAUGAGCAUAAAGGAUUGUGGACUGUUGAUUGAAAUAGUAGAAAAUGAGGGAGAAGGAGAUACAACAAUAAGUACUGAAAUUGUUUUUGAUAAUUUGAAAAAGUUGUCACUUAGUUGGUUAGAAAGUCUCACAUGCUUUUGCUCUGGGAAUUACUCUAUCAAUUUCCCAUCUUUGGAAGAGUUAAUUAUAAAGUUUUACCCCAAUAUGAAGACUUUCUCUCAAGGAAUCUCAAGCACACCAAAGUUACAUAAAGUCAACUAUGUGAGUUCGAGUACUAAAAUGAUGAAGAAAGCAGAAGUAGAGAAUCGGGGGAAUGACCUUAAUACAACUAUACAACAUGCACACAAAAAAGAGGUUGACUCCAAUUCGGAGGAAUUGACAUUAAGUGGAAGAGAUAUCAUGUCGAUUUGGGAAGGAGAAUUUCAAGAGAGCUUUGGCAAAGUAAAAACUCGUCAAUUGAUUAAUGAUGUAUAUACAAACAUUCCAAUUCCAAUCCUUCACAAAUUUAUCAGUCUUGAAAAACUCAUACUGAAAGUGAGUUCAUAUGAAGAGGUAUUCUCAUUUGAAGAGGAUAAGGAACAUGUCGGAGCACUUACAAAAUUAAAAGAUUUAAAAUUGCAAGGACUUUUUAAUUUGAAGUGCAUUUGGAAACAAGACUCUCGAUUGAACUUAAUUCUUCAAAAUCUUGAUAGUCUGAAGGUGAAAUAUUGUCACUACUUGACUACUCUAUUGCCAUCUUUAGCAUCUUUUGAAAAUCUGAGGAUUUUGAAGGUAAGCUAUUGCAAUGAGAUGCAAAACUUAAUGUCAUCCUCAACAGCCAAAAGUCUGCUGCUACUAGAAAGGUUGAUUAUAGAUGACUGUGAAAUGAUUAUGGAAGUAGUAGCAAAUGAGGGAGAUAUAGAGAAAGAUGAAAUUGUUUUUGAGAAAUUGGAGGAGUUGAUCUUUUAUAAUUUAAAAAGUCUCACAUGUUUCUGUUUUGGGAAUUACACCUUAAAAUUCCCAAAUUUGGAAAGCUUAUAUGUGAGUGAAUGCUCCAAGAUGAAGACUUUCUCUGGAGGAGGCUUAAACAUGCCAAGAUUGUUCAGAUUUUUGUAA
Molecule: messenger RNA, 3024 nt
Organism: Pistacia vera
Lineage: Eukaryota; Viridiplantae; Streptophyta; Magnoliopsida; Sapindales; Anacardiaceae
Exons: 7
Coding region: 1-3024 (1007 amino acids)
Source: RefSeq, a predicted model, not a curated record